Molecule: messenger RNA, 2956 nt
Organism: Hemicordylus capensis (graceful crag lizard)
Lineage: Eukaryota; Metazoa; Chordata; Lepidosauria; Squamata; Cordylidae
Gene: ZBTB8A
Product: zinc finger and BTB domain containing 8A
Exons: 4
Coding region: 1117-2562 (481 amino acids)
Biological process (GO): regulation of transcription by RNA polymerase II
Molecular function (GO): DNA-binding transcription factor activity, RNA polymerase II-specific; protein binding; RNA polymerase II cis-regulatory region sequence-specific DNA binding
Source: RefSeq, a predicted model, not a curated record
CCGGCCGCGCCGCCGCCCCAGCGGAGCCCAGCAGUCGGGCAGCGCCCGGCCAGCCCCAGCGGGCGCCAUUUGCUGCCCCGGCACGACGGCGCUGGCUUGGCCGGCCGGGCAGCCGCAACAAAGGGUUGUUGCAGCUGGCGCGGGAGCCGGGCACGUCCCAGCCGCUGGCGCAGCAGGACGGAGGGCCGGGCGGAACGGGAAGGGCUGGCGGGGCCGCCGAAAAGCGGGCAUGCGGGCGGGCUGCCUUUCCGCCCGUCCAUCCCAGCCGGCAAGGGGCGCGCCGCAGGGUCCCCGCCCGGAAAAUACCGCCCCGCGCCCGGGACGGCGAAGCCUUCGGGGCAGCAGGAGGCGCGAGCCGGCCGUGGUCCCUGGUGACUCGGCGGGCGUGCCGAGCGCCGUCUGGCGUCCCUGGCCCCCGAUGACCGAGCCUCGCGUUCGGUGUGGGCGUGCGGCGGCGGAGUGCCGGCGCCCUCUGCCAGUGCGCGGCGCUCCGUCUGCGGCGCGGCCGGGCUGGGCAAGGCAGGCAGCAGCAGCAGCGAGCGAGGCAGGACUCGGGACGACGGGCAGGCGGGCGCGCUGCUGCAGCUGCCCGCGAUGCCGUGCUGCGGCGGCUCCCUUGCAGAUGGCCACCUCGGGCGGGCGCCCAGAGCCAGGUAGCGCCGCCUCCAGUCCUGGCUGCAGCUGCGGCUUGGUGGGACAUGUUUGGUCGUCGGGAGGCACCCAGCGGGGACUUGCCCUGCGACCCGUCCCGGGGCCGGGCGGGUGAGGCUCCAUUUGAGAACUGCGCCGGAUGGAACUGAAGUGGGCUCUCUCGAGGGCCCCAAAGCUCCUCCCCGCCGCCCCCCCCGCAAUAACUGGGUUCUUGGAGAGCCAGCGCCUCAACCUCCAUCUCUUCAAGCAGGGGGGUCUCAAACUCGGGUCCCCCAGAUAAUUUUGGACUGCAGCUCCCAUCACCCUUCAGCAAUUGUGUUCCACGCAUCUGGCAAUAUCUGGGAUCCAAUUUUGACAAUCCCUGCCUUAAAGACUGUGAUAUGCCCACGGACAUCCACGGGACUUUUUCGGGGGGGGAGGCAAAAUAUACACCCAUGAAGCAGAGUGACCCAUCCCAGGUUUAGGAUGGAGAUUUCUUCCCACCAGUUCCAUCUCCUGCAGCAAUUAAAUGAGCAGCGCAGGCAAGAGUUGUUCUGCGACUGCAGCAUUUUGGUGGAGGGGAAGGUCUUCAAGGCCCACCGGAACGUGCUGUUUGCCUGCAGCGGCUACUUCAAAAUGCUCCUCUCCCAGGGCUCGAAGGAUGCCAGCCAGCCAGCCACCGCCACCUUCCAGGCCUUUUCUCCCGAGACAUUUUCCGUGAUUCUGGAUUUUGUGUAUUCAGGCAAAUUGUCUCUGACUGGGCAGAAUGUAAUCGAGGUCAUGUCGGCUGCCAGCUAUCUGCAGAUGACGGACGUUAUUAGCGUGUGCAAGACAUUCAUCAAGUCCUCCCUGGACAUCAGCGAGAAAGAAAAGGACCGCUAUUUCAGCCUCUCUGACAAGGAGGCAAACUCUAACGGCGUGGAACGCCUGUGCUUGUACGGCGCUGGGUGGAGGGCGGAGAGCAGCCCGCCCCACUCCCACAUGAGCCCAGAUCAAGGGACGUGCAUCGUGAGCAGCAAUUCUUGGAGCAAUUUCAGUUACUACCCAGCCUCUCAAAGAAAUGCCCAGCAGCUGACCAAGCAUGACCAAAGGCAGGAGUCCAUGAAGAAGACCAGCAGACAUAUAGGACUGCCGCAGCCCUCCGACGUCCCUCACUACAAGUCGAGCAAGCUUGAAGAGCGAGCUUCCGAGGCGUCGAGUCACGUUUCUCCGUCGGAAGAGGACGUCCAGAUCGAUUCGGAAGGGGAUUCUGGCCAUUCUGGGUACCAGUAUGUCCAGGGAUCCGAGGCUGUUCCAAGAGGCCUGGCAGGGUCCCAGCCGGAACAAGAGUCCCCACAUUCUGCCGGCAAGUCUAAGGCAUCCAAGGCAGAUGAGCAAUAUACGACUAGCAUGCCCUCCGUCUUGGGCGUGAUGGGCAGCUGGGCAGAUGAUGAUCUGCCGCGGAUGAGAUUCAAGUGCCCAUUCUGCACGCACGUGGUGAAGCGGAAAGCGGACCUGAAGCGCCACCUCCGCUGCCAUACGGGAGAGCGGCCGUAUCCGUGCGAAGCGUGUGGGAAGAGAUUCAGCCGGCUGGAUCACUUAAGCAGCCACUUCCGAACAAUCCAUCAAGCUUGCAAGCCCAUCUGCCGGAAAUGCAAGCGUCACGUGACCGAAAUGACGGGGCAGGUGGUCCAGGAAGGAACAAGGCGUUACAGGCUUUGUAAUGAAUGUCUGUCUGAAGCUGGCAUCGACAGCAUUCGCAUUGACUUGGACACAGAGCCACCGCCUGAAUUCCCACUAGAUGAGGACAAGGAUUCUAGCUGGAAUUAUGGCGACGACAACAGAUCAGAUGUGGAAAUUGUAGAGGAUGGAUCUACUGAUUUGGUCAUCCAGCAAGUAGAUGACAGUGAUGAUGAAGCAGAAGAAAAGGAUAUAAAACCAAACAUUAGGUAGUUAUGGAUGGACUGGAUGUUUAAUCAAGUCCCUCUUCUUCUGUUCUCUUCUUCUGUCUUGACGGUUGACUCCCAGCUAGCCUGUGGUUAACAUACAAUCUAUUAUCUAGGCUUUCUAUGACUUGGGCUAAACUUGCAUGCAUUUAUGGACAUGCCAUUGUGUCUAUUUUGAAUUUAGUUACUCCAAGUAUCAAUAUUUUUGUUGCAUAAGAAAGCAUCCAGCCUGAGAGGGCAUCAUGUAUGAACACUUUAUUGGUGAACUGCGACAGUGAUACCUUUUUGGUAGCAUGAAAUUGGUCUCUUUUUAAACCUUUUUCAAUGUUGGGGAAAGGGAGCACUUGAAAAUAACGUUAAUAACUUCAUUGUAAGUUACUCUAUUAAAGCUUUUGAAAGUG